Eurytemora carolleeae is the source of this 2561-nucleotide messenger RNA. It is a transcript of the gene Dpck, whose product is annotated as dephospho-CoA kinase domain-containing protein-like. Lineage: Eukaryota; Metazoa; Arthropoda; Copepoda; Calanoida; Temoridae. The record is from RefSeq and is a predicted model, not a curated record. Gene Ontology annotation, molecular function: ATP binding; dephospho-CoA kinase activity. Gene Ontology annotation, biological process: coenzyme A biosynthetic process. The transcript is spliced from 9 exons. The coding region runs from base 1 to 675 and encodes 224 amino acids.
AUGGAGAAAUGUUCGCUAAGGUAUCAGUUCUGUGCAGUUCUCCGAAGCGACAUAACAUAUAUUCAUAAAUUGAUUUGGAUAGCAAUAAAGGAUGAGUUUGGGAGCUGUGUAUUCCAUGACAACGGUGAAUUAAACCGAGCAGCUCUUAGAACCAUUAUAUUCGAGGAUGAGAAUCAGCGGCAAAAGCUGAAUAGAAUAACACACCCUGAAAUCUACAGAGAAAUGUGCUGGGAGGCGGUAAAAUGCGCUUUUUCUGGCUACCAGUUCAUCAUCAUGGAUCUGCCCCUGCUGUUCGAGGCCGGGGUGAUGGUCCCCUACAUGCACAAGAUCGUGGUGGUCACGUGUGAGGAGGAUCUCCAGCUCCAGAGGUUGAUGGAGCAAAGACAUCUAUCGGAGAGGGAAUCUAAACUCAUGAUCGGAGCUCAGAUGCCUUUGGAUGUGAAGGCCACCAGGGCUCAGUUUGUGAUUGAAAACAGUGGAAACCUGGAGGAUUCAAGGCAGCAGGUUAACCGUAUACACAAAAGACUGUCUGCUUCAUAUUUCCAUUGGAAGCUUCGUCUCCUGGUUGGUUUAGCUGUUGGAGGUGUUACAGGCAUUCUGUAUUUUGUUAGUACCAAGGUUGGUAAGGUGACCGGAAGGGAGCUGGUUUCCUUGAUUUCUGGUGGAAGCAAGUAAAUGCUCAGUGCUCUCGCACAAGUUAAAAAACGGGCCAGAUUCAAGAAAAACGUGACAUUCUGCAUCAUGCCAUCAGCUGAAGUUUAGAUAGGUCGGCCAUAGAUCUACUGACAACAUUGACAAGGAACUGUAGUAAUUGGUAUCUAAAUAUUUGUUUGAAUGAUUUAGUCAUCUAGGGUCAAACAAGACAAGGUGUUUGAGUGAUUUAGUGUUCUUUAGUGACGUGAUUUUUUGGAUGAUUCGUAGAUUCUGAAUGAAUGAUCAUUCAUUGAUUGUUUUCUUAAGUGAAUUGUAUAAAAAUUUGUUUGAGUGAUAACCUGCUUGAUUUAUACACUGCUUGAAUGAUUUUCUGCUUGAGUGAUUACAUGCUUGAGUGAUACUCUGCUUCAGUGAUACUCUGCUUGAGUAAUGCGCUGUUUGAGUGAUUCUCUGCUUGAGUGAUACUCUGAUUGAAUGAUUCACUAAUUGAGUAAUACUCUGCUUGAGUGAUGCGUUGUUUGAGUGAUUCUCUGCUUGAGUGAUACUAUGUUAUAGUUAGAUACUCUGUUGGAGUGAUUCUCUGCUUGAGUGAUUCUCUGCUAGAGUGAUUCUCUGCUUGAGUGAUUCUCUGCUUGAGUGAUUCUCUGCUUGAGUGAUUCUCUGCUUGAGUGAUACUCUGCUUGAGUGAUACUCUCCUUUAGUGAUCCUAUGCUAGAGUGAUCGACUCUGUCAGAUUGAGAUACUCUGUUUAAAUGAUACUUUGUUUGAAUGAUACUUUCUUAGAGUGGUACUCUAUUAGAGUUAUCUACUCUACUUGAUUGAUAAUCUUCUUGAGUAUAACUCUUCUUAAGUAAAACUCUGCUUGAAUGAUACUCUGCUUGAGUGUUACUCCUCUUGAGUGAAACUUUGCUUAAGUGAAAAAAGUAUGAGUGAUAAACCAUUAUGAGUGCUGCUAGAUUGACUGAGUGGUUUUCCGCCUGUUGCUGGUUGAACGAUCGUUACCCUACUACGACUAGUAUGACUGGAGUAGCUAAAUCCCGUUUAUGAAAUAUUUCCAAAUCUGUCCAAAAAAAAAUUAGUUUUCACACCCUUUUUAUGCAUGAUGAAUCGGUUAUAGUUCAACAAAGCAUUUUAGUAAUUUAGAAAAGUUGUAUUUAUUGUAAUCCAUAAUUUGAAUUUAAAGGAUUUUUUAAAAGUAGAUUUAUGUAGUUGUUGCGUAUAUAUUUAUCUUUUCAAGAUCAAUGCAGUAGAAGAAGACGUAAAUAUAAAUUAUAUCUUUUUUCUUUUAAAUUUGAAAAAAGAUUUUUGAUGACAGAAAAAUGAUUGCCAUUGGAUGGGGGCGGUGAUUUUUAAAGAAAAUUUACAUCCCUGAAAGAAGUUUUUAAAGGCAAAAUAGUUAUUCAAGACUCCUCUCCUUGUAUGAUGACUGUUUUGAUUACAAUCCAUUACAAGUUUUUUAAGUCAUUGCUCCAGUUUCAAGGUUGGAUUAUGGAAAUACGACAACUUGAUUCUUAUAUUUGAAAUAAUAAUGGUUGGGAAAAUUUCGGAUUCAAAAUCCUCAAUUGGAAAUUUUUUUAGAUUUAGACAAGAACUCGAAAUGAAACUUUUUUUUUCAAAAUUAUUCUCUUAUACUUAUAUUCAAAUUUGACUCAACAAAAGCAAGUUAUGACCAAUGUCGGGUCAUAUUGUGAAGCUAUAUUCGAAUUGCUGGAUGACAUUUUUCUCUCCAUAUCAACAUGCAGCAAUUUGAAAGCAUCAACUAUCUAAAACCAAUUUUUCACUUUGAUGCCCUGUUAGUAUCUACACCAGACUACCAAAACAAUAUCUAUUAUUCUUAAAGAAGUGUACGUUUGUAAAGAAACAAUGGUAAUAAGAUAAAUUUAUAAAUGAUUAUAUUUAUUUACAGA